GUAUAUUUUAAUCAAACCUUAACAUGUAUUUGUAAUUUAUCAAGAAAUUUGAAUUCAGCUCAGCCAGAAAGGGGUCGCGACGAAGCCAUUGUUGAAGAAACUUGAACAAUAAAUGCUCUUGCCUUAUUGAUUAAGGUGAAUAUAUGGGUUCAGAGAUUGAAAUUGUUGAGGAGAGAUUGAAGUCUUUCCUUGGUCAACUCCAAACAGAAUGUGGCAUCCUUGAUAGAAUUGUAUACAAAAACAAGAAUCAGCACCGACGAUGCUCAUAUUUUCAGUACCUUCUAAAGGUGAGGAGAGAUUUGAGGCUUCUGCAAUCAGCUCACAUAGAAGAGAUUGUUAGCUCCUCCUUUCAAGUUAUCCAUGGGACAAAACCUAAGCAAAAGGUGCAGCUUUUAGAAAGUUUGAAGAGGAGAAAAUGUGAUAGUGGAAAACAUAAUUUUUUGGAGCGGCUCUUAGGAGCUGCACGCCUAGUGUCACAGAUGGUUGAGCCAAUGUUGAAGGCAGCUAUAGAAAUAUCUACUUUACUUGCUCGAUCAUUUUUCAUGGGGUUUUCUGUUACAAUUUUGGCUUUGCUUGCACGCCUACGAGUUUUGGUCCAACAAAUAUUACUCGAUGUUGUAACAGUAUUCAACAUGGUUUCUUCUCUCUCUCAAAAGGAGCAGUCUGUAAAAUUAACUCAUGAAGGAUUUGAGGUAUUUACAGAAUAUUACCCAAUGAAAGACCAAGUUGUCUUGCUGGACUGCGUGUGGGAAACAGAUAAGUUUGUAUUACAUGAGAGAAUCAAUAAAAGCCAGACUGAAUGUCAAGACAGGGAGACUAGAGAAGUCUCUCUAGAAGCAUCUGCAAUUCAGUAUCAAAGUAUUGAGGUUUUGCUUGGUGAUGACGAAUCUGGCAAGGAAGAUCCAAACUGCACUUCUGACGGCCUCGCUCACAUCAAGGUCAAUAAUACUUGUUCAUUUGAAGGUCCUGUGAUCGAGAAUGAUGAUGCGAAGAAGAUUGAACAUUGUUCAAAAGUGGAAGAUGUUUCAGGAUCUCCAAGAGAGAACCUGCCCUCUGAAAUUGGCUUGCCUACGGAUUCAAGUUCAUCUGUGCGUUCAGAUCCUUUAAAACUUAAACCCGGAUCAAAAAAUAAAGUGGCGUUCAUAUCAGUAAACAAGCCUGCAGUAUCAACAACAAAUGUAACUGAGCUUCACAUAAAGGGAACUGAGAGUCGGAGUGAUGACAAAGAAGAUCCAUUCUUCAGUCUACUUCCCGGUGGAAACCUCAAGGAUAGUCUAUUCUGAAUACUGAUCAGUUCAAGCUGUUGAUCUUUAAUAGAAUGACUUACACUGCAUCUUGAUCGGGUUUUUUUCCUUUUUUAAGAGAUGGUAAUUAAAUUUUUUCAGUUGUGUAGGAACCUUUACAGGUUGAAGUUCACCUCAUUCGGUGUAAUUUUGGAACUUUGGGAUGCAGCAAUUUUGUUUUUAAUAUCAUAAUAUUGAUUCAAUAAUCA
Camellia sinensis is the source of this 1492-nucleotide messenger RNA. RefSeq lists its product as uncharacterized. Lineage: Eukaryota; Viridiplantae; Streptophyta; Magnoliopsida; Ericales; Theaceae. The record is from RefSeq and is a predicted model, not a curated record.